Molecule: messenger RNA, 2838 nt
Organism: Limulus polyphemus (Atlantic horseshoe crab)
Lineage: Eukaryota; Metazoa; Arthropoda; Merostomata; Xiphosura; Limulidae
Gene: EMC7
Product: ER membrane protein complex subunit 7-like
Exons: 4
Coding region: 126-788 (220 amino acids)
Cellular component (GO): EMC complex
Molecular function (GO): carbohydrate binding
Source: RefSeq, a predicted model, not a curated record
CUAGACCUACCAAUAUUUUGUUGCGCAAAGGUUUUGUUUGGUCACUGUGUGUUGUAUUUAAUACUGAAAUUUCUCGUAGUGGAGUGUUGUGAUAUACACGACCGAUUCUGUAAUUAAAUUUUGUAAUGAAUGAACAUUAUAUUAUCGCUGUUUUACUCAUUGUCCAGACUUCAUUAGUAAAUAUUGCACAAGCAGAUGAAGAUCUAAUUGGUGAUACGUAUUCUAUUGACGGGAAGGUAGUACCUCCUGACUCUGCCAGUUCAGAAUGGCUUGUGAAUACAAGAAUUUUGGUCAAUGGUGGUGAACAUGUGGGAUUUUUAAGGAAUGAUGGUAGUUUUGUGGUUAAUAACUUACUGCCAGGGUCGUAUGUCGUAGAGGUGGCUAACCCAAAUUACAUUUACGAACCAGCUCGGGUCGAUAUAAAUUCCAAAGGUAAAUUUAGAGCCCGUAAGGUCAACUAUAUCCAAAGUUCUUUGGUUCAUCAAAUAAGUUAUCCACUGAAGCUGAAGUCAAGAGGACCAUUUAAAUACUUCCAGGUUCGAGAAAGCUGGAGAGUAACUGAUUUUCUCAUGAAUCCUAUGGUAUUGAUGAUGGUGUUACCACUGUUGUUGGUGAUGGUCCUUCCGAAAAUGAUGAAUGCGGCUGACCCAGAAACACAAAGGGAAAUGCAACAGCUGCAGAUGCCCAAGUAUGAUAUGCCAGAACUUUCUGAAAUGAUGACAUCAUUGUUUACUGGAGGAAAGAAGCCCCAGCCAAAAAGUUCCAAAGUAUCCAAGAAAAGACAGUAAAUUAUAAGCAUACUGUUAAUAUUACAUUAAAAUGUGUCAGCCUUUACUGUUAAUAUAAACACAACCUGAAAAUGAUUUAUGUAUUGAAUUCUUCUGAUAUAUUUAUUAUAGUAUUCCUAUUGAUAAAUUAUUUGUAAGUAUAAGCAGAACCCAAUAUUUUUUGAUGAUAUAAUGAAAACCAGGGAAAUGUUUUAUCAUAUUUCUAAGUGAAUAUACAUUAAUAUGUAUGAUAUCCCAGUUCUUUAAUAUUCAUCUAACUUUGAAUUAUAAACAAUAUUAUACAAAAUUUAAGUUUUGGUGAAAAUUGAAAUGUAUAAUCUCAUGUUAACAAUGUAAAAAUAUUUUUUCUUGAAUUCAGCCAGUCAGCAUUGAUAAACACUUUGAAAGAGAUAGCAAUAGACCUGUUUUUGUUGAUUCUAGGACUAUUUGUGUUGUUACUUAACAGCAAAACAUACCAUUCAAUUUGCUAAGUAAUAGCAUGGUACACAGAAUGAUAUGAGACUAGAUAAGUUGAAGUAGCACUAGUUUCUUUUAAACUAUAAUUAAAUUCAUUUAUUAAAGGGAUUUUGUAGUGACAGGUUUUUAUUUUAUUAAUUACAUGAAUAGCAACAGGUUUUUUUAUUUUUUUGAUUAGGUGAACACUAAAUUAUAUUCCAAAGUUUUUGCUUAUUUUGAUUUCCGUAUGGAAUUUUACAAUACAAAUUUAAGCUAAGAUCUUUCAUUUACCUGCCCACAGCAACAUUCAUGACAAAAAUAAUUAUAUAUCACUUUCUGAAACCAAAACAAUAGAAAUUUUAUUGAAUUAUUCAUCUGUUCAGUUAAAUUUACUUUAAAUGAUAUUGUUUGGUUGGUGAUAAGAUAAGGGCAGUUAAGCAUGCCAAAAUUCUUACGUAUGUGUACGAGUAACAUCAACAUACACAGCCUCUUUCAAAUGCCAUUAUUUUUCACAUCUAAAAGUAUGCCCACAGUGAAUUUAAUGACUUUUAAUAUAGCAUUGAAUCAGCAUAUCAAAUAUAGUGUUGAACAUAGAAAUAUAAAUCAUAAAUAUUUUCCACCAACAGCUUAUGCUCAAUAACAGGAAUCUUGAGAGUAUAUUAAAUGUUUUGUUCUUUAGGCUAUUAUAUUUAUAUUACUUUUCUGUGCUCAUGUUUUUUUGGGUUUUUUAUCACAUUUUUCUUAAUUUGCCAAUUAUGAAUUUGAAUCUAGAAGCAUAACAUAUUAUCUAGAUUGUCCUGACAGGAAAGACAGAAACCUUCACUAGUUGAUUUAUUAUUUAUUUUUGUAAUCCUCAUGUCACUGCUGGGAAAGCAUUUUAUUCAACACUAAAACUCAGCUAAGAUGAAAGGACCUUUUGCAGAUAAACGUCAUACCUGAAAUGUUGUAUGUUAAAGUAUUUACAAUUUUGUCUCAAGAUGUAUAAUAUGUAAGCUAAAAAUCAAAAUUAUUUUUCAGUUUAUUGUAUGUGAUAAAACAUAUUUGAUUGUAGAUUAGUCUGUUUGAGUCAUAAUGUUCCAUCCUUUAGGGAUUACAAAGUAAAGGCUUUUAAAAAUACCAUUUCAGGUCUUGUUUUUCUGCAUCUCCAUAGAUUUUAACACUUUAAUAAACUUAUAAUCUUAAAUAUUAAUGAUAAGUUUCUCUAAAAGUUCACUUCUUGUGAAAAAGAGCUUUUUCUUAUGGCUUUGUAGUGUCUAGUUUUUUUUUACUCGCAUUAAUCUCUUAAUUUCAGUUUCUGACUUUAAUAAUCAGAUUUUUUUAAACAUGCUGUUUUGUUCUGAUAAACAUUUUAAAGCUUUUUUAUAUAUACAGUAGCUGUUAUAGAACUCUUUUUUUUUUUGGUUUGUUAAUAUACUUAUCACUCCAAAAUUGAGUAGCUUUGAAAGCCUGAGUUUGUAUGUUUUAUUUGAGCUUAAAAAUUAUUCCUAGAUAUGUAUAACUCUAAAUGGUUAUAUAGAAGUAAAUUUCCUCAGAUACGUUGAAAAUGUAUAACUGUUUUUUAAAUAAAUUGUGGGAAUAAGCUUAUCUUAUAAACUAGGACAUACUAAAAUCCAUA